UUCAGAAACAUGAUUCCUGUGACAGAAUUUCGGCAGUUCUCUGAGCAGCAGCCGGCCUUCCGGGUGCUGAAACCAUGGUGGGACGUGUUUACCGACUACCUUUCCGUGGCCAUGCUGAUGAUCGGUGUGUUCGGAUGUACUUUACAGGUCAUGCAAGACAAGAUAAUCUGCCUUCCCAAACGAGUUCAGCCUUCUCAGAACCACUCUUCUGUCUCAAAUGUCUCUCAAGCAGUUGUCAGUGCCACCCCCCUGCCUCCCACUAAACCAUCUCCCACUAACCCCGUCACUGUGGAAAUGAAAGGACUGAAGACAGACUUAGACCUUCAGCAGUACAGUUUUAUAAACCAGAUGUGUUAUGAGCGAGCCCUCCACUGGUAUGCCAAGUACUUCCCCUACCUGGUCCUCAUCCAUACUCUGGUCUUCAUGCUCUGCAGCAACUUUUGGUUCAAAUUCCCCGGCUCCAGCUCCAAAAUAGAACAUUUCAUCUCAAUCUUGGGGAAGUGUUUUGACUCUCCCUGGACCACACGGGCUUUAUCUGAAGUGUCCGGGGAGGACUCCGAAGAAAAGGACAACAGGAAGAACAAUGUAAGCAGGUCCAACACUGUCCAGUCUGGUCCAGAAGGCAACCUGGUCAACUCUCAGUCUCUAAAGUCAAUUCCCGAGAAGUUUGUGGUUGAUAAAACCACGGCAGGGGCGCUGGAUAAAAAGGAAGGUGAGCAAGCAAAGGCCUUAUUUGAGAAGGUGAAGAAGUUCAGAAUACACGUAGAAGAAGGCGACAUACUAUAUGCUAUGUAUGUUCGUCAGACUGUACUUAAGGUUAUAAAAUUCCUAAUCAUCAUUGCAUAUAAUAGCGCCCUGGUUUCCAAAGUCCAGUUUACAGUGGACUGUAAUGUUGACAUCCAAGACAUGACUGGGUACAAAAACUUUUCCUGCAAUCAUACCAUGGCACACUUAUUCUCAAAACUCUCCUUUUGCUACCUGUGCUUUGUAAGUAUCUAUGGGUUGACGUGCCUUUAUACCUUAUACUGGCUGUUCUAUCGGUCUCUAAGGGAGUAUUCUUUUGAGUAUGUCCGGCAAGAGACUGGAAUUGAUGAUAUUCCUGAUGUGAAAAAUGAUUUUGCUUUUAUGCUUCAUAUGAUAGAUCAGUAUGACCCUCUGUAUUCCAAGAGAUUUGCGGUGUUCCUAUCUGAAGUGAGCGAAAACAAGUUAAAGCAGUUGAACUUAAACAAUGAGUGGACGCCCGAUAAACUGAGGCAGAAGCUCCAGACAAAUGCCCACAACCGAUUGGAAUUGCCUCUCAUCAUGCUCUCUGGCCUUCCAGACACAGUUUUUGAAAUCACAGAGUUGCAGUCACUCAAACUUGAAAUCAUUAAGAACGUGAUGAUACCAGCCACCAUCGCACAGCUAGACAACCUCCAAGAGCUCUCCCUCCACCAGUGCUCCGUCAAAAUCCACAGCGCGGCCCUCUCCUUCCUGAAGGAGAACCUCAAGGUCUUGAGUGUCAAGUUUGAUGACAUGAGGGAGCUGCCUCCUUGGAUGUAUGGACUCCGGAAUCUGGAAGAGCUCUACCUGGUUGGCUCUCUAAGUAACGAUAUUUCCAAGAAUGUCACCUUGGACUCUCUGCGGGAUCUCAAAAGCCUUAAAAUUCUCUCCGUCAAAAGUAACGUUUCCAAAAUUCCCCAGGCGGUAGUGGAUGUGUCCAGCCACCUACAGAAGAUGUGUAUCCAUAACGACGGCACCAAGCUGGUGAUGCUCAACAACCUGAAGAAGAUGAACAACCUGACAGAGCUGGAGCUGGUGCACUGCGACCUGGAGCGCAUCCCGCAUGCCGUGUUCAGCCUGCUCAGCCUCCAGGAGCUGGACCUCAAGGAAAACAACCUGAAGUCGAUUGAGGAAAUUGUUAGCUUCCAGCACUUGAGAAAGCUGACCGUGCUCAAACUGUGGCAUAACAGCAUCACUUACAUCCCAGAGCAUAUAAAGAAGCUCACCAGCCUGGAGCGCCUGUCCUUCAGUCACAAUAAGAUAGAGGUGCUGCCUUCACACCUCUUCCUAUGCAACAAAAUCCGCUACUUGGACUUAUCCUACAACGACAUCCGAUUUAUCCCACCUGAAGUCGGAGUUCUACAAAGUUUACAGUAUUUCUCCAUCACGUGUAACAAAGUGGAGAGCCUUCCGGAUGAACUAUAUUUCUGCAAGAAACUGAAAACUCUGAAGAUUGGGAAAAACAACCUAUCGAUUCUUUCGCCGAAAAUUGGAAAUUUAGUCUUUCUUUCCUACUUAGAUGUUAAAGGCAAUCACUUUGAAAUCCUCCCUCCUGAACUGGGAGACUGCCGGGCUCUGAAGCGAGCUGGCCUUGUUGUUGAAGACGCUCUGUUUGAAACUCUGCCUUCUGAUAUCCGGGAGCAAAUGAAAACAGAAUAACUUAUUUUUGUUUAAAGUUUGACUGAAACACGCUUCUACCAAAUACAGUAUAAAUAAUUAGGUAGUCUUAAUGCCUUUCCUAUUUUAUUUUCUGUUUUACUUUUUCACAUGAAACAAUAUGUACACAAAGAUCGAGUAAGGAGUAUGUAUUUUUAAUAAAAAUUUAAUUGUAUUUUUUCAAUAUUAAUAUUUUAAAGUUUCAUUUCUCUUGGAACCUAGUCUGUUAUUUUCUACUGGCAGAAACAGAUGCUUCGAUCGGUUUUUUAGUUUUUUGUGUUGUGUUGUGUUUUUGUUUUUCAGUUCAGUCUUAUGAAAGGGAGGGAACUUUAAGUUGCAUGCUUUUGGUAUUUUUUAAAUAGAUGAGAUAUUUUGCCAACAUCAUUUUUAGCUUGUUCAUAUCUGUACAGGAGCCUUGUUUUUAUUUUUGUUAUGUCUGUAUCAAGGUAUCUGUGUUGGUUAUUUUAGUAUUUUAAUGCUAGCUGCCUUCUCAAUUGACCAAGUCCUUCUUUCUACAGAAAAUUCUCGAGUGUAAAUUCACAUGAGUGCAUUGUUGCAGCCUAUUAAUUUUAAAAUUUCUCCCCAUCACAGAACUCCAAAUUAUCUUGUUUUGUAUACCUGGUCCUUAAAAUUAUCCUUGGACAACAAUUUUGCAAGUGGGUAAAGUCAAUAUCUUCUAUGGCUGGCAUGCUUAAACCAGUUAUUUAUAACUUAGAGAUUUAUAUUUUUUCCAGAUUUUAAAAACAUCCCUGAAAAAGUAAAUACAGACUCCCAUCCUUCAAUCUCAAUAUUGCUAUGAAGCACUGGUGAACAACCUUAGAGAAGCCAGAUUUAUUUUAAUUUAAGUAGAUAAUUAAGUUUUAAAUCAUGGAAUUAGAAGUCUGGUUUUUUGAGUAAUUUAAUCAUCUUUGAUAUUUUGGUAUGCGGGUGCAUCAGAUGGAAAAAUUUCACCGCUUUGUAAAGUGUCAGCUAAAGAGCUGGUGCCCUGGCCUCUCCCUGCCUCUCGGAGGGUGGCUGUGAUCAUUAUUCAGAUUCUGCCUGUUGCACAAAAUAAUCCACUUACACACACUUAUGUGUAUAUAUAUAUGUGUAUAUAAUGGAUCUCCCUUCAGCCUGCCCUUGCUGUGAAUGUUAACGAUGCAAGCACAGGAAUUCUCUCUGCUCUCUUUGGCUCAAAAAUAAGCAUCUCAUCUCAAAUGGUUCUGUUAUUUUAAAAGUUACAAAGUGUGAAUACAUUGCUCAAUGGAGGUCACUUCGUAGUAUCUUUUGCUUGAUGGUUAGCCCAGCUUCUGUUGAUCUCUUUACUUUAAAAAUCUUAACAAUAAGAUGAGUCUUCAGCCAAUAUUUUCAAUGACCACUCAGCUGUGUAGAACAGAAAAAUGGAAAUGCUAUUUGUGACCUCAAUCAAGACCAGUGCUACUGAUCAUGGAAAUUGUUUUAUGUACCAAAUGCACAGAGACCUUGUUUUCUAAGCUGUAGUGUGAUCUAAGGUUCCGUGACUUAACAGUGAAAGAAUGAUUGGGGGUAUUCAAAUGUUUUGUUUUUUUUUUUUAAUUUGCUCCUUGAUCCUGAGGAAUUUGCUCAGUGUUGCUUUCAGCCACAUACAGAACACAGCUAGAGGAACUACAACAAAGAUAUGUACCUCACGCAUGCUUUUCUUUGUAUCUUACAUGGGGUGAAGGAUUUGGGGAAGAGAUAUUUUCAUCUCCUUCAUAAUCUAAUCAUGUAGACCAAAGUGCUUCACUGUGUCUGCUCUAUGUUAAGGGUUAGGGUGCAGAUUUUUGUAUGACUAAUUUAUUUCUACCUGGCAUAAAAACAACAUGUUAGAAACAGCAACAUGGCCAUAUCUAGUGUAGGUUGAAAUAGUCAGUUCCACAAUGUUGUCAGAAUUCUAAUUGUGGACAAUGUAUUGUAUUAGAAACAAGGCCCUACCUGUCUUAAACAACAAACACCUGAUUGUCCAUGCUAAGCAUGAAAACACCCAUUUGGAAGGUAGCUUAGUUAACCACUCGCAAAACACUGGGUGCACUAUUUUGUGGAUAAAAUUUAUAGUUAUUUUCUAUCUCACCCUUUAAAAGGGAUCAAUUCAGGUGAAAAAUCAUAGUUACGCUAAAGUCUUUAUCUGACGUUAACUCAUAAUUGCACAUGUCACAAAUGAAAUAAGUCACUAAAUAACCAGAAUUUUACCAUUGGUAACAAUUUGCUCAAAAUUCCAAAAGAUUUUGACUUGCUUCCUAAUGAUUUUGCAGGCUGACCCUUGACUUCAGUUCUAAGUAACAUCCAGUAAGCACAUCAGUAUAGUUCUAUGACUUUAUGUUUUAUCUGAGGAAAAUUCAUAGAUAUUUCUAUUCAAUUUUAUAAAAAUUCAAAAGUCCCAAACUUCAUCUUGAGUCUAAGUUUUCUGACUCUGGCCCUUUUUAAUCUCAUAGCUUUUUGUUCACUUCUUAAGUGAAAAGUAUUCAAUGACUAGCCUUUAAAUGGGAAACUCAGGUAAAUGAACUGCUAACUUUUCUAAAGUCCUUUAUCUGAUCCACUCAGUAUAAAAGGGGUAUAUUACAGAAUCCCUUUCGGUGUUACAAGUGCUCUUGCUAAAAAGGAGCAGCUAGCUCUCUUGCUCCAACCUCUACAGGAUUCAUGAGAAAAUGCUUAUGUAAAUAUAUAAAACACCAUGUGUAUUCAUAACUCCUCUGACUGCUUGACACCACAGCAGGAAUGCUUGUUGUUUAGUUGUAAUGGUGGCACAGGUCAAUGUGUGAUGGGUCUGAUUGACACAGAGCAUAUAAAUACAUCCCAAUGGAACUCUGCUAAGAAGACCAACUUCAGAAACUUUGUUGGGUUUCUGUUUUGUUUUGUACAUAACACUGCUUUUAACAUAAAGGGUCUUGAUCCAGUGAAAGCUGGUACUUACACUUGCAAAAUUCUUAUUGUUCACCCACUGAAUGCCCUGCCAUUAUACUUUCCAUGCACCUGUGGUCAUAAGUUCAAAUAAUUGAUAUGGCAGCCAGUACAGCAGAAAGGUCUGGAAAAUAUGCCCACUACAAGUGUUUUAUUCAUUUAGAGGUGAAUCUUUCCCUGCCUCUCCUGCCAUCUUUGUAGAGAGGGGGCUUAAACAAACCUAGAAUCUUCCUGGAAUGACGGGAUGAGGAAAGUACAAGUUCUUAAAAUAUUCUAGCAUGUAAUUUCUGCAUUAAGAAAAGUAAAAUCUUUGUCUUUAUCUCUUUUUAUCAUUUCCCCCAGAAGAGUUUUGCUAUUUAUUUUCCUAAUUCUACAAUAAGAAAAACCCAUUCAUUUUGCAGUUUAUUUUGCUCUCAAAUACAAUUUCAUACCAAAUAACUGAACAGUAACAACGAUACGUUUACUUAAACACUGAACACUUAUGUCCCAUCUUUAUAAAAACUGUCAGCAGUACUUAGCAGUGAGUAGAUAACUGGCAAUGUAAUUUUAAUUCGCUUUUAGAUACUGAAUUAAGAUUCAAUUGGCAUUCUCAGAUUAAUCCUGAAGGUGAUGCAAGUAGUUCCCUUUUUUGAUAGGAUCUCCAUAACUCAGGUAGGGUUCCAUACACACCUUAGAUUAGCAAAACAAAAUAGUAACAAAACAGUUAUCAGGCAGGCAAACAUCUGAAGGGUCUCUAGGAUUUCUCAUCCUUUCUCGUCCAUGCAGGAACAUUGUAAGAAAAUUUAAUAGUCUCCAGACCUGCCACUCCUUUUGCAGAUCUCGACCUCAAUGACAUGCUUCUAAUACAAGUUCAUACCAGCCUUCCAAAGUGGGUAUUCCCUUACACUCUUCUUUCUAGAGCUAUGCCCUGGCAAAGGUGACAUCCCUAAGUUCAUUUUGGGGACAUGAGCUCCUCUCACCCCAAGGAAUUAUUUUUUACCAGAAGACCUCAAAAAGGAGUAUAUAACUUUGAACAACUUAAUUUCUUGUCUUGUUAAAUAACAGUUUCUAUGCAUGAUUUUCAGUGUGGUGUAACUUUGCUUUCUGCUGCGUGCCACAUCUUCUCCCACCUAAUUCUGCCUCUUUAAUUAAUAUUUUAUUGGGGUUGAAACCUCCUGCCUUAUGUGCCCCUUCAGUUUCCCUUCUGUAGGUUUUUUCUCACUGAUAUGUUCAGAUUGUAUCAAAUGUGGGCAAAAUCUGUAAGACUGUCAAGAAAUGCUUGGAACUUUAUUUGUCAUAGUACAAACACAUGAUAAAAUGUCUUAAUGUUAUGUAGUACAUAGGAACAAAAUAACUUAAAUAAAGUCAUUUUUGUAAUUUA
Condylura cristata (star-nosed mole) is the source of this 6673-nucleotide messenger RNA. RefSeq names its product leucine rich repeat containing 8 family, member C (gene LRRC8C). NCBI's taxonomy places the organism in Eukaryota, Metazoa, Chordata, Mammalia, Eulipotyphla, Talpidae. The transcript has 2 exons. The coding region runs from base 10 to 2421 and encodes 803 amino acids. Gene Ontology annotation, molecular function: protein binding. The record is from RefSeq and is a predicted model, not a curated record.